Meloidogyne enterolobii is the source of this 246-nucleotide messenger RNA. Lineage: Eukaryota; Metazoa; Nematoda; Chromadorea; Rhabditida; Meloidogynidae. The record is from the annotation of a GenBank genome assembly.
UUUAAUUUUAAAAUUAUUUUCUCAGUAUUAUGUGUAUUUGUUUUGUUCUUGGAUUUUUCACAUUCAUCUCUACAUAUGUUGUUUUGCUGGGUGCCAUUUUGUCUUGAUUGUUGCUUGGAUGUUGAACAUUUAUGUAAAUUAAGGGGGUUAAGCUAUAAUUUUUGGUUUAUUUUCAGGCCCUUCUUGCAAAAAACCUUUGGGAAGGUGUUCUCGAAUUUAAAAGAAUUUUUUUGGGAGAAUUGUUAA